GUUGGCAACAUUAGUUUAGUUCCACGUUCCCGGAAAUUUCAAGGCAGCUGGCAGCUUCAAAUUCCAAAUAAAACCUUGGCGAUUUGUCGUCAAAGAAUAGCUUAUUUUAUUUUAGGCAUUACAUUUUUUUUAUGAAAAUUAAGUGAAGAUGGCAACAAAGGGGUUGUAUUAUACCCCUCCAGGAACAGACGGAUCGGAAUAUGCACACAGACAACGAGUGGCUAGUCACUAUCAAACAAGUGCUUUAAAUAAAUCAAGACUCAAAUAUUGCAUAUUUUUCCACUACUUGUUGUUUUUUGCAAUGUUGGCAAAGCUCUCUGCAGAUAUAUUAGAUAAACUAGAUAUAUUUAUAUUAGAAAUUGAAGAACUUGACAUUCCUAAGCCGUUAUGGUGGGAAUAUAUAUGGUGUAUAAGUCUCCUGUUAUCCUUUAUGGGUUUGGAUGCAAUCAAAAAGAAUAAAGUUACUCCGAUGAGAAAUUAUAUGAUGGGCCUCACUUUAUUUGGAUUCCUCCCACUACUUUACGCUAUUAUUUACUACUUUCCAGAUGUAUGGACAUAUUUGACAUUCGAGGAAGAAGAGGAGUUAGAAGAAAUCCACUUGUGGCAGGGUUAUCCCUAUGGGUUGUUGUGGUAUGCAUUUAUUCUAUUGGCAAUUCAAGUACAUAUGUUUUCAAUGUAUUUUGCGUGGAAUUUGUUAACUGCCUGGAAAUCAAAAGGUACAAAAAAAUAUGAAUAGCAGGUUCAAGAAACAUUUAAUUCUGAAAGACAUUUUGCUCAUUCUUGUUUUAAUAAAAUAUGUUAUUUCAUAGAUCUUCAACACAUACUUAGACAGUUUCAUACAUAUUUCAUUUAUAUUAAAAACCAAAUUAGUCUCAAAUUUCUACAGAAAUUUGUAGUUUACACAUAUGUUCAAAAUUUUCAUCAUGAAUGAAUAAUGUCUGUCAAAUGUUGUCUCAAGCCGUUUGGCUAUUAAUUCUUCAUUUGUCAAAAAGUGUGUUCACAAUAUUGUUGAAAAUUUUCUGAAAUGUAUUUUGUGUAAGCAUGUUAAUGUAUACUUAUAUGAAACAUCAACAUAUAUGUAUUAAAAUCUAUUUAUUUUUUAA
This is a messenger RNA of Leptinotarsa decemlineata (Colorado potato beetle), 1103 nucleotides long. Its product is annotated as protein jagunal. The record is from RefSeq and is a predicted model, not a curated record. NCBI's taxonomy places the organism in Eukaryota, Metazoa, Arthropoda, Insecta, Coleoptera, Chrysomelidae.